UGGAUUUACAUGCUCUGAUUUCCGUGGGAGUGGGAAGUUUGGAGAGGAGGGUGGCGGAACAAUUCAGGAGCCGAGGAACCAGGCGCCAACAGCGCAACUUUAUAACUUAACAACCGGCCUACGCUACCAGCUGACCGCCGUCGGACGGGCGACUUUUCUUGGGCUGUUUUUCGCCUCUGUCCGCCGACUCUGGAGCUGGGAGUGGGAGCCCUGUUUCCCCCCCCGGAUAAGUCGGGAAACAGCUUGAGUUGAGCCCGGGUUGAAGGGCUGUGGCCAUGGCCGGGGGAGGCGGUGGCGGAGGUGGGGUUGUGUCUCCGUUGGGGCCCGCACCGCCGAUGUGGUAUCACCGGGACCUGAGUCGAGCCGCGGCCGAGGAGCUGCUCGCCCGGGCCGGGAGGGACGGCAGCUUCCUGGUGCGGGACAGCGAGAGCGUCAACGGGGCUUACGCUUUGUGCGUACUAUUUCAGAAGCACGUCCACACGUACAGAAUCCUCCCAGACGAAGAGGGGUUUCUGGCUGUACAGACGUCUCAGGGCGUGCAGCCUAAGCGAUUUAAGACAUUACCAGAGUUGGUGUUGUUGUACCUGCAGCCAAGUCAGGGUCUGGUCACCACCCUGCUUUACACUGUGGACAGAGAGGAAACAGCUGUCAGUGACGAGAGAGACUAUUCAGAUGGGGAGGAUGAGAAGCCACCCCUUCCCCCUCGCUCUGCCUCCACCUCCACUCCUCCUGGACCAGACACGCCUACAGACAGCCCUCCAGCUGCUAAUGGCCUGAGCACCAUCUCCCAUGAGUACCUGAAGGGCAGCUAUGCUCUGGACCUUGAAGCUGUCAAACAGGGAGCCUCCUCCCUGCCUCACCUCAACAAGACACUAGUGGCCUCCUGCAAACGCCUUAAUGGGGAGGUGGACAAGGUUUUGUCUGGUCUGGAGAUUCUGUCUAAAGUCUUCGAUCAGCAGAGCGCCUUCAUGGUCUCCAAGAUGAUCCAGCAGUCAGUGAAUCAGGGUGGAGACCAGGAGUUGGAGAACCUUGUGACCAAGCUGGCCAUUCUCAAAGACCUGCUGUCCUCUAUAGAGAAGAAGGCUCUGAAAGCUCUCCAGGACAUGAGUUUGUCUUCUCCAACCUCCCCCGCUCCUCUGUCCAUGCGUCACAGCAAAGCAAUCCCUGUGCAGGCCUUCGAGGUGAAGCUGGACGUUUAUCUGGCAGAACUGACAAAGAUUGGAAAGAGUCAGAAGUACACUCUGUCCGUGGACGUGGAGGGAGGACGACUGGUGGUGAUGAAGAAGGUGAAGGACAGCCAAGAGGACUGGACAACCUUCACACAUGACAAGAUCCGUCAGCUGAUCAAGUCUCAGCGAGUGCAGAAUAAGCUGGGCAUUGUUUUUGAGAAGGAGAAGGACAAGAGCCAGAGGAAAGACUUCAUCUUUGCUAGUGCCAAGAAGCGGGAGGCAUUUUGCCAGCUGCUGCAGCUGAUGAAGAACAAACAUUCCAACCAGGACGAACCAGACAUGAUUUCUGUCUUCAUAGGCACCUGGAAUAUGGGCUCAGUGCCUUCACCUAAGUCUGUGGCCUCCUGGGUGUUGUGCCGCGGCCUCGGGAAGACCCUGGAUGAGAUGACGGUCACCAUCCCUCACGACCUCUACGUGUUUGGAACUCAAGAAAACUCAGUGUGUGAUCGGGAGUGGGUGGAGUCACUGCGGGCCAUGUUGAAAGAACAGACCGAGCUGGAUUAUAAACCGAUCGCAGUGCAGACUCUGUGGAACAUUAAGAUCGCCGUGUUGGUGAAACCUGAACAUGAAAAUCGAAUCAGCCACGUGGGAAUGUCAAGUGUCAAGACGGGCAUCGCCAACACACUGGGAAACAAAGGAGCUGUAGGUGUUUCCUUCAUGUUCAAUGGGACGUCUUUUGGUUUUGUGAACUGUCACUUGACAUCAGGGAAUGAGAAGAUUGCCAGGAGGAACCAGAACUACCUUGAUAUCCUGAGGCUGCUGUCAUUAGGAGACAAACAACUGAGCUCCUUCGACAUCUCACUGCGCUUCACACACCUCUUCUGGCUGGGAGACCUCAACUACAGGCUGGAUAUGGAUAUACAGGAGAUCCUAAACUACAUCAACAGGAAGGAGUUUGACCCCCUGCUGAAGGUGGACCAGCUCAACCUGGAGAGGGAGAAAAACAAAGUGUUUCUGCGCUUUGCGGAGGAAGAGAUAUCUUUCCCGCCCACCUACCGUUAUGAACGAGGCUCACGGGACACGUAUGUUUGGCAGAAGCAGAAGGCCACAGGGAUGAGGACUAAUGUUCCAUCCUGGUGUGACAGGACCCUGUGGAAGUCGUACCCAGAAACACACAUUGUCUGUAACUCCUAUGGCUGUACAGAUGAUAUCGUGACCAGUGAUCAUUCCCCUGUCUUUGCCACGUUUGAAGUGGGCGUGACCUCCCAGUUUGUCUCCAAGAAAGGUCUGCCAAAGUCUUCAGAGCAGGCUUACAUCGAGUUCGAGAGCAUCGAGGCCAUAGUGAAGACAGCGAGUCGAACCAAGUUCUUCAUCGAGUUCUACUCCACUUGUCUGGAAGAGUUUAAGAAGAGCUACGAGAACGACAGUCAGAGCAGCGACAAUGUCAACUUCCUGCGGGUGGGCUGGUCCAACAAGCAGCUGACGACGCUCAAGCCUCUCCUCUCAGAGAUCGAGUACCUUCAGGACCAACAUCUGCUGCUGACGGUGAAGUCGCUCGAUGGAUACGAGUCCUACGGAGAGUGUGUGUUGGCUCUGAAGUCAAUGAUUGGCAGCACAUCUCAGCAGUUCCACACCUACCUGUCCCACCGUGGCGAGGAAACGGGAAAUAUCAGGGGGUCCAUGAGAGUCAGGGUCCCUGCUGAAAGAAUGGGAACCAGGGAGAGACUUUACGAGUGGAUCAGUGUGGACAAGGAUGAGACAGGCGGACCUAAAGGGAAAGGCUCACUGGUAUCCAGAGUGGGACACGAAUAUGUCAAGCCGUCUAUGGUUCGUAAACCGUUAGGAGAGCUGAGCAAGGUCAGUGAGGAGGGAGAGAGGACCAGCAAGGAAGAAACUGCUGCAAGACCUAAACAAGAUGCAUCAGAGGGUGAUUCAUCCGUCAGCAAGAACAGCUACAACAAUCCUGCCUACUACUGCCUGGAAGGUGUUCCCAACCAGUCUGCAGCUGCUCUCUCACCCGAAAUUCUCCCCUCUCCUACGUCUGCAAACCCCCUGGCAGCUAAAGGCCCUCUUCCCUCAGCCGGAGCUCGUACCAAACCCCCGUGUCCGUCUUCAGGUCCCCCUCAACCGCGCAGACAGCUGUCGGGACACCCGGUCCGUGCUAUUAGCGAGGAAGGCUCCUCAGAGGACGAUGGAGGCGCUUGUGUGGCUGGGGCGCAGGCUGGAGGCAUCGGGGGAACAGUUGGAACCACGCUGAAUCGACCCCCGCCUGACUUCCCCCCUCCACCUCUCCCUAAGGGAGCCCUGGAGAUGGUUGCAGAGGCGGCCUUCCCGAAACCGCGGCUUAUUUACCCGGACCUGGCUGAGGUCAGGAUCCCGGCAGCAAGUUCCGGUGCACCGCUGGGUCUGGGGGAGGGUUUCAGGAGAGGAGGAGGAGGCGGAGGAGGAAGCGGAGGAGGAGGUGGCGGGGGCGGCGGAGGGGGAGCAGGGGCGUUGGAUGACCAAUCCUGUUCUGUGCUCCAGAUGGCAAAGACUCUGAGUGAAAGUGAGUUUCCUGGACCUCCUCCACGGGCUCCGUCAGCGCCGCCUCUCCGAGGGCAACCGAUUGGUAUGGGUCUGGAGGCCUGUCGCACCUUCCCGCCCAGACAUCCCAUCCCAGAGAGCAUCGCAGAGGACAUGCCUGAGGAGGGACUUUGGGCCAGCAGUAGUUCAUCUUUGUCUGUCGUGGACUCUUCAGUAGGAGAGUGGCUGCAAAGACUGGGACUGGAAAGGUAUGAGCAGGGCCUUCUACACAACGGCUGGGACGACCUGGAAUUCCUCAGUGACAUCACAGAGGAGGACCUGGAGGAGGCGGGGGUGCAGGACCUCGCUCACAAACGGAUCCUGCUGGAGAGCCUCAGAGAGCAGCAACAGCCAUAAACCGCAGCCCACUGGUCUGUGACUGGUCCAAACCGGCCCAGCACUGCACCAGGCCCAGAGAGGCCAAGAAUCGCCGCUGAACUGAACUGUGCUGGAAUGUGCCAAUUGAUGCCAGACUGUGCCUUCUGAGAGAACUUGCACUCUGUUUGUUCUUUCAAAAACCAACGUCCCUUUUCACAUCAUGUACUGUAUGUGUGUUGUCGCCGAGCUCGUGGCCUUAUUUAAUGAUCAUUUCGCUUCCUAACCCUUGGCUUUGAAGCUUAGCGAGAACAUGUAGGAUGAGAUGAGACACGACUCACAUGUGGAGCCGCUGAUGUGUCCGAGUUGCCUCAUCACCUCUAUCCUGCCUUUUCGAGCUACAUUUAAAGCUUGUCUUUCUUUCUUUCUCCCGAGAGGAGCAAACGUUUUCUCACCAAUGGUAAAUUUCUAACUUUUAUGUUUAAAAAAUGUUUUGUCCCCUCAGUUCAGACUCUUUAUAGCGACACUGUUUUUCUCCAAGUCUCAGGUUUGUCCCCGGCCACACUCACAUUUUGGAAACUCUCAGGAGUCCUUUAGACCCAUGGCCGAGGAACCCCCUCACUUCUGUGAUGGCGGCGGACAGGAAGCUGUGACAGGAGACGAGAAUUUUCAAAUAUUCUACUCUUGUGAUGACAUCUGGGCCACUGUUAGUGAAACAGUGGCAUCUAUUGUCUAAGUGUCUCUGCGUGUAUUUAAGGUUUUUAUGUUGUUUAUUUUACGAUAAAGGGAAAAUAGAGCAAAUCUACCAAACCUGCCAUGUUAGAGCACAAAGUGCACUCGGGCACACAGUUUAAGUGACAGUGUUAGCCGUCAGGUUUCGACACCGCCCGCCCCCUGCUGUGUGAGUUGCCCAUUCAACACUAACGUUCCAGUUUUGUUUUCCAGCGCUCAAAGAUUUUCAUUUGUUUGCAGAUACUUUAACUUAAAUGGAAAAUGGCACACGGAGCAUGAUGUUUCUUGGUCUGGUCCAAAACAUUCAAGUAGUAAAAGCAAUAGCAUCGGACUUGUUGUAGAGAUAAGAAACGCUGCACCAAAAUUAAUAAUCAUUACAAAAUGAUUAAUGUUCGCGGUUUAAUUGUGACGAUUUUUAAUCUCAAUUUACAGAAGCAAACAAAUCUUGUGUGAACAGGUUUGGCAUUUGUCCCAUUUCUUACUCAUUUCAUUUGAGAUAGAGUGAAUGGAGCAGUGUGAGAAGAAUUGAUUGACAUGACCAAGCAGAUCAAUGCAUGGUUAUGUUUCUGAAGUUUUCCUAAACUAUCACGUUAUCAUUGACACAAACCGUCUUAUAAUAGUGUCAAGAUUUUUCCUACUUUGCAGAUUUGAUUUGGUUCAUAAAUUACUAAAUAUUGAAUUAGUUAUUGGAUCAUUGGAUAUUUGUACACUUGGAAAAAGACGUCACCUCUCAUAAAUCAUUAUAAACAGGACAGAACUGUCUGAUUUCUGCAGGACACAGAUAGCUUGUUCACUGAUCGCCCAGCAGGUGGUGCUACUAAACCUCCUCAGUAGAUACUAACUGGAAACCUUGGAGGGGACAAAAGACUCAACCAAGAAGUUUCUACUCUUUCUUUUUUUUAAAUUAAUAUAAGUUUUUUUUUACACAGUUAAAAUAUUAGCCUGUUAAUAUUACCACUGCCUUUAUUUGCCCGCAAUUUAAAUCCUGCCUCCUCUUCUGCCUGUCAGACCAGACGUCAAACCCAAAAGCCAGUUUAUUGCCAUUUAAACAGACUUUCUGCUGAUGCCUGUCCCUUCUCCUUCAUCGAGGUGGAUCACAUGAAAAUGUUCUCCUGCAGUUUAGCACACCACUUGCUUUCGAACCUUUAGAACAAUGUAAACACAUUUGCCACGAGAAGACUUGGGAAAAGCAGAACUCUAAACUGUAAGUGAAAUUGCUGUUUCGUCAUUGGGACUAGAAUAGGAUGAAACUGCAGCUUUACUCACACGCCCAUGAAUUAUGUUUCUAACUUGCGUUGUUAGACUCAGCUACUUAUGUGUCGUCUAAUUGUUUAACAGCCAUAAUACGGAAAACGUGGAUCUUCUGUUCAGACGUCUUCAAUCUAAUGUGUUUUGUUUUUUUUAAGCCUCUUGGGCCUUUCAGUGUUCUCAGUGGUGUGUGAGUGAGAGAGAGAGUGUGUUUGUAUUUGUGUGCAUGAGUGGAAAAAAAUAAUGCUCUUGUUUUCUAUGUCACACAUUGUUCAUUAGUUUAUAUGUAGUCUCCUCUGUUGGUUGUGUUAACUUAAAUGCAAGUUCUUCACCCAUGUAAUUUUUUUUUUUUUUCAAUUAAAAUCUAAUAUCUUU
Molecule: messenger RNA, 6401 nt
Organism: Platichthys flesus (European flounder)
Lineage: Eukaryota; Metazoa; Chordata; Actinopteri; Pleuronectiformes; Pleuronectidae
Gene: inppl1a
Product: inositol polyphosphate phosphatase-like 1a
Exons: 27
Coding region: 276-4088 (1270 amino acids)
Biological process (GO): phosphatidylinositol dephosphorylation
Molecular function (GO): protein binding; phosphatase activity
Source: RefSeq, a predicted model, not a curated record